AGAGAUGGAUUUGGAAUCUGUCAAAGUUAUGGAGAAUUGGCGAUCGGAGAAAGCUAAUGAGACUGAGACGAAUAAGAAUAAGAGGAGGAAGAAGAAGAAGAAGAAGAAGAACAAUGUCAGAAACAGUGAGUGUGAAGAAUCUAAUGGGUUUUGGGUCAAAUUUAGGUUUAUGGUUUGUUGCGUGCCUUCUACAUCAGAUGUUGAUAGCUCUCUCAGUCUCUCUUCCAGCACUGUGGGAAGUAAGUCCGCAACUGUGAAAUCAAAUGAUCAACCGGUUGGACCAGUUUCUUCUACAACUACAACUAGCAAUGCAGAAAGCUCUUUGUCCACUCCUAUGAUAAGUGAAGAACUUAAGAUCUAUUCUCACCUCAAGAAGUUUACUUUCAUUGAUCUCAAGCUUGCAACUAGAAAUUUCAGACCCGAAAGUCUUCUUGGUGAAGGUGGUUUUGGUUGUGUCUUUAAAGGAUGGGUUGAGGAGAACGGGACUGCUCCUGUUAAGCCUGGCACUGGCCUCACUGUCGCUGUCAAAACCUUAAAUCCUGAUGGACUUCAGGGUCAUAAAGAGUGGCUUGCUGAGAUUAAUUAUCUUGGCAAUCUUCUCCAUCCCAAUCUUGUUAAACUGGUAGGUUAUUGUAUCGAAGAUGAUCAAAGGCUGCUGGUUUAUGAGUUUAUGCCCCGAGGAAGUUUGGAGAAUCACCUUUUCAGAAGGUCGUUGCCUCUUCCAUGGUCAAUUCGGAUGAAGAUUGCAUUAGGUGCUGCAAAGGGUCUCAGUUUCCUUCAUGAAGAAGCUCUAAAGCCGGUCAUUUAUCGAGAUUUCAAAACCUCAAAUAUUUUACUUGAUGCAGACUACAAUGCUAAAUUAUCAGAUUUUGGUCUUGCCAAAGAUGCUCCUGAUGAAGGCAAAACCCAUGUGUCUACUCGAGUCAUGGGCACUUAUGGUUAUGCUGCUCCUGAGUAUGUAAUGACCGGUCACUUGACAUCAAAAAGCGAUGUUUACAGUUUCGGUGUGGUUCUACUUGAAAUGCUGACUGGUAGAAGAUCUAUGGACAAAAACCGACCAAAUGGUGAACACAACCUUGUUGAAUGGGCGAGACCACAUCUCCUGGACAAAAGAAGAUUCUACAGGUUACUUGAUCCGAGGCUUGAGGGUCAUUUCUCGGUGAAAGGAGCUCAAAAAGUGACACAGCUUGCAGCAAAAUGCCUUAGCCGUGACCCCAAAAUAAGACCGAAAAUGAGUGAAGUGGUGGAAAUCCUAAAGCCUCUCCCACAUCUCAAGGACAUGGCUAGCACGUCUUACUACUUCCAGACUAUGCAAGCUGAACGUUUGAAAUCUGUGUCAGGGUCAGGGUCAGGUCGUGGAUUCGGGUCAAGAAAUGGGCAACCUGUGUUUCGAACUCUGUCUAGUCCUCAUGGUCAAGCUGGUUCCUCCCCUUAUCGUCAUCAGAUUCCAUCUCCUAAGCCUAAAGGUGCAACUACUUAGAUUUUGCACUUUCCUGUGACG
Camelina sativa (false flax) is the source of this 1501-nucleotide messenger RNA. Its product is annotated as serine/threonine-protein kinase PBL35. Gene Ontology annotation, molecular function: protein kinase activity; ATP binding. The record is from RefSeq and is a predicted model, not a curated record. Lineage: Eukaryota; Viridiplantae; Streptophyta; Magnoliopsida; Brassicales; Brassicaceae. Gene Ontology annotation, biological process: protein phosphorylation.